Messenger RNA from Dictyostelium purpureum, 3171 nucleotides. RefSeq lists its product as uncharacterized. Gene Ontology annotation, biological process: intracellular signal transduction. The transcript has a single exon. Gene Ontology annotation, cellular component: cytoplasm. Gene Ontology annotation, molecular function: guanyl-nucleotide exchange factor activity. The record is from RefSeq and is a predicted model, not a curated record. Lineage: Eukaryota; Evosea; Eumycetozoa; Dictyosteliales; Dictyosteliaceae. The coding region runs from base 1 to 3171 and encodes 1056 amino acids.
AUGAAAAUAAAAUUUUUUGGAUUUGUUUUAUCUAAAGAUGAAGAAUUAGAAGAUAAGAAUAAGAAGGAAACUAAACAACAAGACGGAGCCGAGAUAAAACAAAAGGAAGGCGAAGAAACUGCGACAUCUGCAUCAGCAACCACCAAUAUAGAAGAUACUACCACAACCACAACCACCACUACUUCCACCACUACACCAACAAAUGAUGAUGACGAAGAAGAAAAUGAUAGCGACAGCGAUGAUAAAGAUCAGGCAGCUGCAGCAACAGCAUCAGGUACACCAAAUAAAUCAUCGAAAUCUAAAAAAGAAGAUAAGAAUUUAAAAAAGGAUUUAAAGAAACAAAAACAAAAAGAAGAAAAAGAACGUAUAGAGUUAGAGAAACAAAAGCAAAAAGAAGAAAAGGAGCGUGUAGAAUUAGAGAAACAAAAACAAAAAGAAGAGAAGGAACGUUUGAAGAGGGAAGAAAAAGAAAAAUUGGAACAAGAGAAAUUAGGGAAACAAAAGCAAAAACUUGAAGAGAAGGAAAAGGAAAAAGAAAAACCAACUAUCACCAGAGAACCAUCUGUAAUAUCGAAAAUAUUUUCUGUUAAAAAAUCUAAUAGUAGUUCAUUAAUUAUUGAAAGAUCAAAUUCACCAACACCAAUCGAUCACGAUAAUGAUAGUAAUACAGCAAAUUUAAGUAGUGGUAAUUUAGCAAUAUCAGGUGAUUCAAUUAAAAAUAAUAAUAAUAAUAAUAACAAUAAUAAUAAUAAUAACAAUAGUAUUAGUAAUAAUAAUAAUAAUGGUGAAGGUUCUACAGAAGAAGGAACCAAAGAAAAUGUAAAUAUAAAUUCAGAAAAUCCAAUAGUAAAUGAAACAACCAACAAUAAUAAUAUAGAAAAUUCAGAUAAUAAUUGUACUAUUCAACCAUCGCAAUCAUCAGAACAAAUUAAUGAUAAGGAGGAAUUAUCAUCAAUAGUUGCAUCACCAUCAACACCUGGAGCAAAGAAAGAGGUAGUUAUUAAAGUUACCAGGGCAUUUGCACCAGUAGUGCAUCAAAAUGUUAUGAAGGAAGAGGGUGAACAUAAAUUAAGAAAUAUGGUUAUUAAUGAAAUUAUAAAUACCGAGAAAGAUUAUAUAGCCGAUUUAAAUACAAUAGUAAACUUCUUAUUGACACCACUAAGAGAGAGCAAAAUUAUAACCGAGAAGGAUAUUUCAACCAUUUUUUCAAACAUUCAGUCACUUUUAAAUGUCAAUAAAGAGUUAUUAAGUGAUCUUAUACGGGUAGCACCUGAUGAAAAGCCAGAGUCGACUAUUGGUAUAAGGUUCAUUUUCUUUUUCAAUUACUUAAAGAUUUAUAGUUCGUAUUGUGCCAAUCAGACUAUAUCAUCAGAUCACAUUGUUCGUUGUAGUAAAAAGAUACCAGCAUUUAAACAAUUUUUAGAAGAGAAACAAGCAUCUCCAGAGUGCCGUCAAUGUAAUCUCGAAAGUUUUUUAAUUAAACCAGUUCAAAGACUUUGCAAGUAUCCAUUGCUUUUAAGGGAGCUCAUUAAGAACAGUCCUCCUGACCAUCCAGAUCUUGAAAAUCUCGAAACAGCUUAUACGGCAAUUCAAACCGUUGUAUUAUCAGUAAAUGAAAGUAAAAGAAAGGCCGAGGUUCAUCAAAAAAUGUAUAAAAUCCACGAGAAACUAGAAGCUCCAGAGAAAUUUGUAUUCUUUACACCAACCCGUCAUUUAAUCCGUGAAGCUACUUUUGGUGAAUUAAAUGAUGAAAAAGAUAGAAUUAUUUGUUAUAUGCACUACUAUCUCUUUAAUGAUAUCAUCAUGAGAACUCAAAAGGACAAGAAAUCAAUCAAAUUAGAAACUCUUUUUAUCAUUGCCUCAACAAAUAUAGAUGAUGAAGAAAUUAGAAAUUCUCCAAUUCCUUAUACUUUUGAAAUUAGUUUACCAGGAACAACAGGUAGAAGAUUUACAUUGGUAGCAGAAUCUUACGAACAAAAAAUGGAAUGGUGCACAGAUUUGGAAGAGUUAAUCAGACCUUAUCGUGAGGAGCACGAAAGAGAAGCCGAUAAAUAUCUAGAUCAUAUUAAACGUAGUACUAUUGCCACCGCUAGUCCAUCUCAAUCCAACGAUACACCAAAAUCACUUCAUCGUGCUGCAACUGCUUCAGGUUCUUUGGGCGGUCAACCAACAUCUCCAUCACCAAAGCAUGCUAUUCCAUCAAAACCUUUACCACCUCCACCACCAAAAACAAACAAACCAUCCAUUCCACAACAGUCAGCAACACCAACAACACCAACACCAAUCGAAUCACCACAGACACCAGUUGAAUCACCACAAAUACCAGUUGAAUCACCACAAACACCUACUCCAACAAUUAACAAACCAAAACCAGCUUUUGCAAAGAGAUCAUUUAUUACAAACUCAUCAACAAAUACAACUACAGUAUCGCAACAAGCAAAUGCCGCAACAGAACCAAACCAACCUACUCAAUUUAAAGCAAAAAGAGCUUCGGUUGUACCAAUAACUGAGCACACACCAAAUGAAACACCUACCUCAUUUAGACCUAAAUCAACUCCACCACAACCAAUUGAACAAAUAACUGCUAAAUCUUCAAGACCAUUACCUACUCCAGGUAAUACUAACAACAAUAAUAAUAGUUCACCACCAACACCAACACCAACACCAACACAUGCACCAACACCAGCAUCUCAGCAACCAGCAGCAACUACUGUUAGACCAUUACCAAAACCAGCACCUCCAAUUGCAAAUAAUAACACAGAGCCACCAAAACCAAUUUCAUUCCCAUCAAAAUUAUCUCAAUUAAAACAAGCUGCACCAAAUAAUAGCGUAAGAUCUCACUCAACAUUUACACCAUCAUCAUCAUCAAACACAUCAUCAGCCUCAUCAUUUGUACCAUCAUCUGUGAAAAAUAAACCACAACAACCAGAAACUAAAGAUGAUUUAGCAAUUCCAUCCUCAACCAAUAGCACAGAUUCGAAUAAGGGUAGAUUUAUGCCACUCCCUCCAACACGUUCAGCUUCAAAUCUCCCAAGUACUACCAAUAUUGGAUCUUCAUCACCAUCACCUCACGAACCAAUCAAUACCACUAUCAAUACCAAUGCAAUGAAAGCUCCACCAAUUGUACCAUCACCAAAUACAAAAAAACCAAUAGUUCCACCAAGAAAAUAA